Messenger RNA from Salarias fasciatus (jewelled blenny), 1968 nucleotides. RefSeq names its product solute carrier family 34 member 2a (gene slc34a2a). The transcript is spliced from 13 exons. Gene Ontology annotation, biological process: sodium-dependent phosphate transport; intracellular phosphate ion homeostasis. The coding region runs from base 1 to 1968 and encodes 655 amino acids. The record is from RefSeq and is a predicted model, not a curated record. Lineage: Eukaryota; Metazoa; Chordata; Actinopteri; Blenniiformes; Blenniidae. Gene Ontology annotation, molecular function: sodium:phosphate symporter activity. Gene Ontology annotation, cellular component: apical plasma membrane; brush border; vesicle.
AUGGACUCUCUACGACCGCCACAGGCAAUGGAUUCCAAAAACAAAGAAGAAAAUGAUAAAAAACACAAAACAGAGAAGAACAAAGAGGUGAAAGCGAGCCCGGCACAUUCCACUAUGGCUCUGAUUCAGGAUGAACUUGAUAAAACGGACGCCUGGGAACUGCCGGAGCUCCAGGACACCGGAGUCCCCUGGUCAGCUCUGGACACCAGUGGGAAGGUGAAGAGAGUGCUGGUGUCAGCGGCGAAGCUGCUGCUGUUGCUGGGGUUUCUCUACAUGUUCAUCUGUUCCCUGGACAUCCUCAGCUCAGCGUUCCAGUUGGUUGGAGGUAAAACAGCAGGGGACAUCUUCCAGGACAACACGGUUCUGUCAAACCCUCUGGCUGGUCUGGUUAUCGGCGUUCUGGUCACUCUGCUGGUGCAGAGCUCGUCCACUUCCUCCUCCAUUGUGGUCAGCAUGGUGUCCUCUGGGAUUUUGACGGUGCAGGUGGCUGUGCCGAUCAUCAUGGGCACCAAUAUCGGCACCUCCGUCACCAACACGCUGGUUGCCAUGACGCAGGCCGGUGAGCGCAACACCUUCCGCAGGGCUUUUGCCGGAGCCACGGUGCACGACUUCUUCAACUGGCUGUCCGUGCUGGUGCUGCUGCCUCUGGAGGUUGCCACUGGUUAUUUGUAUAUUGUCACCAAGCUCAUCAUCGACUCCUUCCAAAUCGAGAGUGGGGAGGCCCCCGACCUGUUAAAUGUGAUCACUGACGUCCUCACUGAGUCAAUCAUACAGCUGGACAAGUCCGUCAUCAGUGGGAUUGCCACCGGAGACCCGGAGGCCAGGAACAAGAGUCUCAUUAAGAAGUGGUGCAAAACUUUCACAAACACAACAUUAAUGAAUGUUACUGUUCCUGGACCGGAGAACUGCACCUCUCCCUCCUUCUGCUGGGACGAUGGCAACUACACCUACACUCUGAAGAACAUUUCUGAGACAAUCAACAUUGAGAAAUGUAAUCACCUCUUUGUUGACGUGGAUCUCCCCGACCUGGCCAUUGGCCUGAUCUUGCUGGCUCUGUCUCUUCUGGUGCUUUGCUCCUGCCUCAUUCUCAUCGUCAAGCUCCUAAACUCCAUGCUGAAGGGUCAGGUGGCUGCAGUCAUCAAAAAGAUCUUGAACACUGACUUCCCAUUUCCAUUCGGCUGGGUCACCGGGUACAUCGCCAUCUUAGUUGGAGCCGGAAUGACGUUCAUUGUGCAGAGCAGUUCAGUCUUCACCUCUGCUAUCACUCCACUUGUUGGUAUUGGUGUCAUCAGCAUAGAGAGAGCAUAUCCACUCUCUCUGGGUUCAAAUAUAGGAACCACCACUACAGCCAUCCUGGCAGCCAUGGCCAGUCCUGGAGACACACUGGCCAACGCUCUACAGAUCGCCCUUGUGCACUUCUUGUUCAACAUCUCGGGCAUCAUCCUGUGGUAUCCGAUCCCGUUCACCCGCAUCCCCAUCCGACUGGCCAAAGCUCUGGGCAACACCACCGCCAAGUACCGCUGGUUCGCAGCUGUCUACAUCAUCUGCUGCUUCUUCGUCUUGCCGCUCUUCGUCUUCAGCCUGUCACUGGCCGGCUGGCAGGUGCUCGUGGGCGUGGGCGUCCCUCUGCUCGUCAUGCUGAUCGUCAUCAUCGUGAUCAACGUGCUGCAGAAGCGGAAGCCCAGUUGUCUGCCCUCAGCGCUGCGGUCCUGGGACUUCCUCCCCCUCUGGGCCCACUCGCUGGCUCCCUGGGACAAAGUGGUUGGAGUGAUCACGGCUAAAUGCUGCUGCUGCUGCAAAUGCUGCCAGAUUGCCUCUCCUGACCAAGACGAUAAAUUACAAGAGUCUGUGGAAGAGAACCAGAACGGACAUCCAGCAGCGUAUGACAACCCUGCAAUGAGUGCAGAGAAAGAAGUAGAAGAUGAGAUAAAAAUAGAGCUGAACAUUAUAAACAUGACCCGCCUUUGA